AAAAUAAGAAAGAAGAAGAAGAAGAAGAAGAAGAAAAAGAACGGGAACGCGGCGAGCCUCAUGGACUGGCGGGACGUACGUUGGACCACUCGGGGUGGUGGUUGUGGAUUUUGCACUGCAGGCUUACGGCCGUCAUGAAGUCCUUUAUAUAUGUGCCUCGUCAGUCCCUGCCACAUGCUUUGUCGGGUUGGUUCACCCACGCCGAGGCGUGGACGACUUCACGGGCCAGGACCCAGCAAUGAGAGGGGGCUAUGGGAGGGAGGUGAGAUGUCACGCACCCACGUCUUUGCAAAGUUUUUGAAUUUGAAGCUCCUCUCCACGGCCUCCCCGUCGUUCACCAGCGCCCAGCGGCCGGCCCCCAGUAGCGUCUCCAGCAUCGCGGACAGCGAGGCCUCGUCGGAGCCCUGCGAGAAGCGGGCUGUGGCCUGUGCCGGGGCGGCGGGGGUCGUCGACAUGGCUCGGCGGUGCGGGUGGCGGUGUGGCUGCUCGACGGGCCGAGGCGAUGACGACGAUGCUCUCGAGAAGAUGGAUGAUGCGGUGAGUGAUCGCGGUGUUUGGCGUGCGAGGCGGCGGAGGAGGACCGAGGCGCUCAUCUCUGAGGAGAUGAUUAGAGAGGGAGUGGGUGAGCAGUGAUAUGAGUUCUGCAGAGCGUCUGCGCAAUACCUACCUAGGUAGUGAAGAAGAGCCCGCGGGACUGUUUGAAGGUUGCCGUGUAGGGAUGUACCUACCCCUGCCGCUGUCGAGCUCGGGUGGGGGUCCUGAUAAGAUUGGCCAGUCACCUAGUUGUCUCUUAUAGUCUCAUCCUCUCUUUUACAUGAACACAUGUUGAACUACGAGUUGCCUUUCCUGCAAGGCGAGUAUAAAUCGGCUACCAA
This is a messenger RNA of Colletotrichum navitas, 875 nucleotides long. RefSeq lists its product as uncharacterized. Bases 151 to 633 code for a protein of 160 amino acids. The transcript has a single exon. Lineage: Eukaryota; Fungi; Ascomycota; Sordariomycetes; Glomerellales; Glomerellaceae. The record is from RefSeq and is a predicted model, not a curated record.